Molecule: messenger RNA, 1226 nt
Organism: Eucalyptus grandis
Lineage: Eukaryota; Viridiplantae; Streptophyta; Magnoliopsida; Myrtales; Myrtaceae
Exons: 8
Coding region: 35-931 (298 amino acids)
Source: RefSeq, a predicted model, not a curated record
AAGUUUUAUUGAUUGUUCCACACCGUAAGUGGCCAUGGACGCCGCCACAGGAGAACAUCACCGUAUUCCCUUCUUCCUCCUCGUCGGAGCCGAGCACGCCGCCGCCGCGAGAGCUCGUAGCCUCCGGUUCAUGUCGGCUCGGCUGGAUUCCUCCCCCCGGAUGACCACCGAGUCGCGGAAUGCGCUCGGAUUCGUGCGCAAGCAUGUCGAGAUCGCAGCUCCUCCUCCUCCUCCGCUGCUCCGUCCCUCGGUUUUCGGAGGUAAGAAGGCCUUGUGGGAGCAUUGUGUCUAUGGAUUCACCCCUACAAUUGGCUCUGCAAACCACCUUUUGCAAUAUGCUAAAGAGCACAAAGAUGCUACCCUCAUGCAGGAAGUUAUGAAGCUUUUGAAGAAGAAUAACUUGCCAUUGCGACCCACCACGGCCAAUAUUGUUUUCAGCAUUUGUGAUGAUACAGACAGUUGGGGUUUGCUCACAAAGUAUUCAAAGAGAUUUGUCAAAAAUGGAGUGAAUUUGCAUAAAGCUGCAUUUGACAUCUGGAUGGAGUUUGCUGCAAAAGUUGGAGACAUUGAAUCUCUAUGGAAAACUGAGAAGUUAAGAUGUGAGUCCAUGAAGCAGCACACCGUGGGCAGUGGGUUCUCAUGUGCGAAGGGAUAUUUACUUGAAGGCAAACCUGAGGAGGCUGCUACAGUCAUUCACGUCUUGAAUCAGAGUUUUCCUGAUGCUAAGAGGUCCAGCAUCAUGGUUGAACUUCAAAAGCUUGUCAGUGAGUGGCUUUUCGAGGUUAUCAAACGGAAGAAAGAAGAUGACCACAAGGCAUUGGCUGCUUCUUUCAAAUCCAAUAUCCCGGCCACAGUUAGCUCCUUAUUAAACACGGGCUUGGAGGUGAAAGUGAAUAUGGAACAACUAACCACUGAAGGCACCCUUUGUUAAAGUAUGACAGAAUUGGAGAUUGAAUGCACUAGCUGCAGAUCUGUCUCCUAUGUGGACCGCUAAGGUUGUCAUGUUAGUUUCAACUGAUUCCGCUGAGAAGCAAGACAAGCGCAGUACUCUCGUCUUGAGCAACAAGCAUCUGAAGUUCUCUUGUGAAGGUCCCUGAACCAUGAAAAGAUCUGCUCCUUCUUGAUUUGAAUGUUGUCACUUCUUUACAUAAUAUAAGGGGCAAUAGCAAAUUCGUGGAUGCUUCCGAUAUAAUUUGUUUGUUCAAUAAUUGAGUCGUGGUUAUUGA